Molecule: messenger RNA, 2010 nt
Organism: Actinia tenebrosa (Australian red waratah sea anemone)
Lineage: Eukaryota; Metazoa; Cnidaria; Anthozoa; Actiniaria; Actiniidae
Product: NIF3-like protein 1
Cellular component (GO): mitochondrion; cytoplasm
Source: RefSeq, a predicted model, not a curated record
CCCAGGUACCGUCGAUAUCUAUCAUAUAUAUCAUAUCAUAUAUGAGUUCUUCCAGUUUAAGAAAUAUUUUCCUUGCAUAUUCAAAAGUGAUCCAAGGUUGUAGGAACCUUUCUUCGUCCAGAUCAUAUAGAAUGGAUUUGAAUGCAGUAGUUGCUAAACUUGAAAGUUUUGCUCCCGUGUCUUUAGCUGAACAAUGGGACAAUGUUGGUCUUCUUGUCGAACCGUCUGGUCGUCACACUGUGGAUUCUAUGCUUUUAACAAACGAUCUGACAGAGAAAGUAUUGGAAGAAGCAAUUGAAAGUGAGGUUCAGAUGAUAUUAUCUUAUCAUCCACCUAUUUUUAUUCCUCUUAAGAGGCUCACGUCUAGAAGUUUUAAGGAGAGAAUAAUUGUCAAAGCCAUUGAAAAAAGAAUUGCAAUCUACUCUCCCCAUACAGCAUUUGAUGCAGUAAACGGUGGUGUGAAUGACUGGCUUGCUUCAGGAUUAGGGGAUGGCCACGUAACUCCUCUAUUUCAUUCAAUGGAAGACUCUGUCAAAGGGUGUACUUGUAAAGUUGUGAUCACAACCACCAAAACUCUUGAUGCGGACAAUGCCAAAGACGUCGAAAUGAGAAUAUGCUGCAUCAAUGGAAUAAGAAAUCUCUACAUUGAUAAUAUACCAAGCUCCAGUGGGUCGUGUAUCACUUUAUGUUGCUCUAAUAGUGAACUUCCACAAGUUAUUCAAGUGAUCAAAGAAAAACUUUCUUCUGUUACCUACGACUUGAUAGUACAGCCAUUGUCAAAGGUUCCCAUUCCUAAUACAGGCACUGGUCGUCUUUGCACCCUGUUCUCUUCACUUUCCUUGGGCGAGCUUGUUGGUCGCAUUAAGAAACAUCUUGGAAUAGAAUAUGUGCGUUUGGCUAUUAGCCAGAAGGAAAGUUGUACAGCCAGCACUAAAGUGUCGAGCAUAGCCGUUUGUGCAGGUUCAGGUGGUAGUGUUUUGAAGGGUGUCAAAGCCGAUGUUCUACUAUCUGGUGAAAUGUCACACCAUGAGGUCCUUGAAGCUGUAUCAAACGGUUGUCACGUUAUCCUAUGUGAACACAGUAACACUGAACGAGGUUUUUUGAAGAUUUUUCAAAAGAGGUUAAAUGACUUACUUGAUAACGAAGUCAGAAUUAUUGUGUCUUCGUUAGAUGCUGACCCUCUUCGAGUUCUUUGAGAAAGGUUUCUUCCUAUUUAAUUCGAUAUUAACUAUGAUCCAAUCAACUGACAUACCGGCAAACUCACAAUGGCUAUUGUUUCGCGGUACGGCUUAACAGUGGUUCCAAAGAGGAUGAAAAAUCGGAGAAUUUAGAAAAAUUUAAUGGCUGACUGAAUUUCAUUCUACCUCACGAAUAACCCUCCAAUUACAUCUCCGGACUUCAGUGGCAAUCCACUUUUUUGCGAUAUUGGGCAGCAACCUAUUGGACUACAAAUAAUUAACUUAUCUUAUUGAAAAAAAUAUUAGUCCGAUAUAAUAAAACACUAUAGGAUUCAUCCUAGGGUGAGUGAAUAAAAAGAAAACUAAAAGUAAAGUAAUUGUAAGAUUAAGGCUUGAAGUCCCGCCGUGGUUAACCCCAAGGUUACCUCCUUCCUGGGCGUGGAGGGGGAGACAAGGAGAAGACUAACCAUGUCUUAAGGUGGAACCAAACUAAUUCAGAGUGAAUUUUGGACAAUUUUAUUCUUGCUCCCUUCGCAAAACUAGUAUGUCAAUUUAACUGGAUCUUUCAUAUAAUGUGCUUGGAAUAUCCUAGAUUCUAGCAGUGUAGUUUUGUGAAGGGAGCGAGAACAAAAUUGUCCAAAAUUCGCUUUAAUUAGUUUGGUUCCAUCUUAAAUGACUGGAUCUGGAAGAAGGGCCUAUGAUUGUUCUCUUACACGAGCACUUGCUAUUUGUAUGGUGAAUGAACUAAUACCUGCAGUUCACCAAAUGCAUAUUGUUUGCUAUAUAAUGGCCUAUGAAAAUGUUUACUUUGAUUAAAGAUGACAAUAGCGAA